AAUAUACUGGAUAUGGCCGUCGGCUGCUACUGUCAUUUGGUCUAGCUGUCUUUUGUUGCCUCUGGAAACAGCCGACGCGCCUCGCCGACCGAUCUUACAGUGCCAGCCACGCACCUGUAGAGGAGAACAUACCUUGAGAUUUGGUGCCAACACAGCCUUAAGUUUUAGUGGUGGGGAGGAAACGCGGUUUUAAGUUCAAAUUUUCGCAACAAUUUAAAGAAUACUCGGCCGUAAGAAAUCUACGAGCCCUUCAUGGUGAGCUGAAGACCAGAGUCAGCCGUUGGGGGGUGGCCAGCCCCAGACAGACGCCACAUGCAGCGUUGAGGAUGAGCUCCGAACAGGCCGGCGUGGAUCUGGAGAUCGACGUGGCUGACCUCAGCACCAGUUCCGCCGACAUCAUCCUGCACGUGUCCAAGAGCCAGCAGGACUCAAAGAGCGAGCUGGCCGCGACAGACGUGGCCAGUAACGCAGCAGACGUGGUCAGUAACGCAGCAGACGUCAAUCUAGGCGGCGGCGACCACACCAAUGACCUUGAGGCGAUCACAUUGUUUUACCAGGACGCCAUUGUUAAGAUUUCAAUAUUUAUCGACUACACAAGAAAAGUUGUGCCUUCGGCGUGCCGGCGCCUGUGCCGCCUGAGCUGCCGCUACGGCUACUUCCUGUUCCCCUUCUGGUACUGCUACUGGUACCUGCUGGAGCCCACUGAGAUGCCCAGCAAGCUGGAGUACACCAUCGUCCGCCUGCUGCCCUGGAUCUUCCUCAUAGAGACGGCCAGACACGUCCUGCAGAUCUCGCCCCGUCACUACAGGUAUGUGCAAGUUGGUCUGCUGCUGUGUGCGUCAGGUGACGUGGUCAUCAUCUGGUUCAAGAGCCGCAUGCUGCUCAGUGUCUUCUUGAUGUGUGUCGGCCAUCUCAGCUACACCAUCGGCUUGUUUCAACACUAUAAGGCGUCCCUGUACAUCCGGAUUGUUUACCCUUUCAACUUUAUGACCUUUGCCGCCCUCAUCUACGUGGCAGGGGCCACGGUGGUCACCAUGUCGGUCAUCGCUGUCACGUUGUUUGUCACCGUCGUCAGCUACUUCGUGGUGUCAGGGGAAAGAAACUUCCAGAAGCGCUCCUGUUUCCUGGGCUUGGCCGGCGUGAACCUGUUCCUGCUGAGUGACAUGCUCUUGUUGAUGAGGGAGCCGACGCCCCAGCCCGAGAGACCGGCUCCCGCCCCCGUGCCCGCCCCCGUGGGCUGGACUCACUACGUGAACUGGCUGAUGGACGAUGACCUGCUCAACAAGUUGAUGACUUUAAAGUUUGGCCCACCGGACCUGGUCAACAAAUGACCUCGGUCUAGUUAACACCCAGUUUCAAUGACCUAAGACCUAUUUGCUGUACCCAUCAGGGCGGAACGUGACCUAAGCUGUGAGAUCCGAGUUGUACAAAUGACCUUAACCUGAAGACCUUGCUAGAGAGUAGCUUAAAGGUCCUGUGUCCUAAAGAGCUUGCUAGGGGCAGUAGUGUGUACCCAAAUGUUGAAUGUAGCACAUCGCCCUGACAUCAUGAGCCCUUGUGUACGGCCUGCGCUCAAUGUUUUGAUCUCAUCUUCCAGUGGCGGCAACACGCCAGUGGUCAUCAAUAUUUCAUUUCAAUAAAUCGCUUCAAA
Molecule: messenger RNA, 1651 nt
Organism: Physella acuta
Lineage: Eukaryota; Metazoa; Mollusca; Gastropoda; Physidae
Cellular component (GO): membrane
Source: RefSeq, a predicted model, not a curated record